Messenger RNA from Ostreobium quekettii, 612 nucleotides. Lineage: Eukaryota; Viridiplantae; Chlorophyta; Ulvophyceae; Bryopsidales; Ostreobiaceae. The record is from the annotation of a GenBank genome assembly.
AUGAAGGGCUCCGACAGCGGGGAGCGGCGGGCCGGCGGGCCCGGCGGGCCCGGCCGCGGCCGAUGCGCCACCCCGGACUCCGCCACCUCCAACCGCUGCGAGGACGGCCGCGCCAGGGCCCCGUGCAGCGGCGCCCAGCGCGGUGGCAGCAAGCGCCAGCGGCUGUCGCGGUGCGCGGAAUCGGGGUCGGCGAGGUCUGACGCAAGCGCCAACGCUGCAAGAAGGGAGGCCGGUGGCGGGGAGGGCCCGUCGCCGUGGCAGGAGCUGCCUUUCGGCGCCCUGCAGAUGAUAAUGGACGAGCUGCUGCGCAUGGAGGACGGCGAGGCCUGGGUCAGGAGGUGCGGCUGCGUCUGCCGUGGCUGGAGGGGCGUGUCCGCGGAGCUGCUGAUGACGGACACCGCGGCGUCCAGGCCGCCAAGGUGGGCCGGAGGGCGCGUGCGCCUGCCUCCGACGUGCUUCCGGUGCGCUUCGCGCCCGGCCCGCUGGAAGCCGCUGCCCGGGGCGGCCCCGUUUCUCCCCAUGUGGCCCCGCUACAGGUGCUCGCGCCAUAGGACUCGCACUGCGGGCGCGGGGGCGGGGCGCUCGGCAAGGGGUGAUUUGGCGGCGGGUUGA